Messenger RNA from Lactuca virosa, 801 nucleotides. Lineage: Eukaryota; Viridiplantae; Streptophyta; Magnoliopsida; Asterales; Asteraceae. The record is from the annotation of a GenBank genome assembly.
AUGAAUUACAGAACUUUAGACCUGACACUUGUCUCUGCAAAGGGGAUCAAGAAACCCUCUCUCACCAGGAAACCAGACGUCUACGCCGUAGCUUACAUCUCCGGCACCACCACCAAACAAAAGCUUAAAACCCAUGUUGAUAAAGAUGGAGGUUCCAACCCUACCUGGAACUUCCCCAUGAAGUUUACAGUCGAUGAAGCCGCCGGCUUACAGAACCGCCUGACACUCGUCGUCGAGAUCAAGGCCGUCGGGACGUUCAGUGAUAAGAAUUUGGGAGAAGUUCGUGUGCCGAUUAAAGAGCUCUUGGAAGGCGCGUCAACUCAGCAGCUUGUGAGUUAUCAGGUGAGGAAGCAUUCCGGGAAGCCGAAUGGGUUUCUUAGUUUUUCGUAUAAAUUUGGGGAAAAGUUUUCCGGUAAGGCGGAGGAGCCUGUCACGGCUUAUCCUCCCGGUAUGGCGGUUGGAUCAAGUGCCGCGUAUGCGCCGCCGUAUGAGGCCGCAGGUCGGUAUUACCAGCAGGCCCCUGCUGCUACUGGAUAUCCUGGAUAUGCGUACCAACACCAGCAACAACCGGGUUAUGGUGGUUACCCUCCGCCACCGCCGCCAGGGUACGGUGGAUAUCCUCCGCAGCAGGGAUAUGGGUAUCCGGCGGCAGUUCAGCAGCCUCCGAAGAAGAAUAAACUUGGUAUGGGGUUAGGAGCCGGUUUGCUAGGUGGAGCACUGGGUGGACUUUUGAUCGGCGAUAUCGUGUCGGAUAGUGGCGGUGGAUGUGGCGGUGGAGGAUGUGGUGCAGGCGGUUUUUGA